AUGAUGGUGGCAACAAAUUUGACAGGAAGUGGAACACCGCCGAGAACAUUUCAAGAACUGGCAUGCUCCUUCUUUUUGUUUGGUGGACUACAACAGCUAACCGUUUCUCUAUCAGCAGUCAAUAUUUUGCUCUCCAUCACAGCAUUUCUUGGGAGUUUACUCAUCCUCGUUGCCCUUCACAAGGAUUCUUCCCUUCACCCACCGUCCAAACUCUUGUAUCGUUGUCUGGCAACAACUGAUCUGUUGGUUGGUCUUAUUUGCCAGCCUCUCUAUGCUACGUAUUGGAUGUCCUUGGUUUACGAAAAGAAGAGUCUUUGUCGAUACGCAAAGGACGCAGGCUUCAUAACAAGCUACGCAUUAUGUGGAGUGUCUCUACUUACGAUGACGGCCAUAAGCGUGGAUAGACUUCUUGCUCUGUUGUUAAGACUGAGAUACACACAAAUUGUAACUUUAAAACGCACAUACAUCAUUGUAGCGAUGUUUUGGGUUUUGUCUGGUCUUGCAGCUUCAUGCUUCCUUUUAGAUUACCGUAUAACCUUUUUGUACGGCCGUAUCGUUAUCCCAUCUUGUUUGCUUAUUUCAAUCGUCUCGUACACCAAGAUUUUUCGCACUCUCAGUCAUCAUCAGGCACAAGUACAAGAUCAUAUUCAACAACAGCCGAGCCAUUCAAAUGCGUUGAAUAUCGCUCGAUACAGAAAGGCAGUAAACGGUGCACUGUGGGUGCAGUUGGCAUUAGUUGUUUGUUAUGCACCGCAAAUUGUAGUGGAAAUUGUGAUGGCAUACAGUGAAAUAUCUUCAUCACAUUUAGUCAUCAAGGCCAUCGCGGUUUUCUUAAUUUUCUUCAACUCGACGUUAAAUCCUUUUCUUUACUGCUGGAAGAUAAAAGAAGUAAGACAAGCAGCUACGCAGACAAUCAAGCAAACACUUUGCUGUCCGCGGAGUUAG
Messenger RNA from Pocillopora verrucosa, 945 nucleotides. RefSeq names its product probable G-protein coupled receptor 45. Gene Ontology annotation, molecular function: G protein-coupled receptor activity. Gene Ontology annotation, biological process: G protein-coupled receptor signaling pathway. Gene Ontology annotation, cellular component: plasma membrane. The record is from RefSeq and is a predicted model, not a curated record. Lineage: Eukaryota; Metazoa; Cnidaria; Anthozoa; Scleractinia; Pocilloporidae.